GGCUGGCAGGCUCCAAAUAUUGAAUCACUGUGUCCAUUAUAAUAUUGGGUUAAUGUUUUGAGGAGCGUCUGACACUGCUACGCCAUAACCAGAAUAUAUAGAUAAGAAUCUAAUAUAUAACGCUGUCCUGAUGCGCUGUUCGCUGUUUAACAAGUAAUUUCCCACGGAUCCGAUGACCGCCUGUGACCAACACAGCAAAAGAGUAUGCAACUGCAAGCUUGUCUCCACCACUCAUGUCGCUCCCUCGCUCAGACUAUGACCCUCGUAGGGUGUGUUUAAACCCAUUUCCAGAUCUCAACUUGAACUUCGGAAAGCAUCGCCGGACUAUUGGCAUUUACCUCGCAGGCGCUUUGUUCGCACUUGCAAAUUGGACUUUCCUUGAUGCUGCCAUCUUGUCCGCACAUGCUCACCCGCCUUAUGAGGACCCCCAAAUUCCGCCUCCUGUGCAUGUGCAGUUCGUUGAUUGGGUGCCGGGCUUCUGCUCGCUCCUUGGUAUGCUCAUCAUCAACUUGAUCGACAAGGAUAGGAUUAGAGGGGAUGAUUAUGGAGACUCCUCAGCUGUGUGGAGGGCACGCCUUUUCCUAUUCAUUGGAUUUGCUUUCAUGGCUGGUGGACUCGCGGGGAGCGUGUCUCUUCUUGUGCUGAAAUACGUCAUGAUGGAUUACCCCGAACAAUACACAUACUACGGCUAUGCCAACGUAUCGCAGAACGUGGCCUUGAUGCUGUCGUCAGUUGUGCUUUGGAUUGCACAAAGUGCGCAGACGGAAUAUGAUUAUAGCCUUACGCUUUAGUAACGGAUGCAGUUUCAUUGAUGUUGUUGAAUUUUUCAGUGUAGCUGUGAAUAUGUAUCUUUCUUUUGCGACU
Messenger RNA from Suillus subaureus, 864 nucleotides. Its product is annotated as UPF0220-domain-containing protein. Gene Ontology annotation, biological process: protein targeting to vacuole; late endosome to vacuole transport via multivesicular body sorting pathway. The transcript is spliced from 3 exons. Lineage: Eukaryota; Fungi; Basidiomycota; Agaricomycetes; Boletales; Suillaceae. Bases 234 to 791 code for a protein of 185 amino acids. The record is from RefSeq and is a predicted model, not a curated record. Gene Ontology annotation, cellular component: Vps55/Vps68 complex; fungal-type vacuole membrane.